GCGGUGCGUGCCAGCCCGUCAGCAUCGUCAUCAUCGGUAUGACUUGCUGAUGUACCAACCCAAUUUGUCGAGAUAGUUUCAUGCGUAUGCGCAGAUGGUGCGAUCAAUGUUCCUUCCCUGGGAUCAAGCUUUCCUGUUGGUCAUGGAAGCCCUGCUUGCCCCACGCGAUCGCACGUGGCUAGUUUUGGUGGCUCAUCCUAUGUGGAGGUCUUUGGCCAGACACGGCUACACUCGCCGAGGUUUAUUUACGAGCCGGCUACCGCGGUUUCACAGGCAGGAGGCCUUGGACCCUGAAGAGUUCAAGGUGCGAUAACAUGUUUGCCAUGUUUGUCAUGUUUGAAUGGGACGGAGAUG
This is a messenger RNA of Didymella exigua CBS 183.55, 354 nucleotides long. RefSeq lists its product as uncharacterized. NCBI's taxonomy places the organism in Eukaryota, Fungi, Ascomycota, Dothideomycetes, Pleosporales, Didymellaceae. The record is from RefSeq and is a predicted model, not a curated record. The transcript has a single exon. Bases 95 to 313 code for a protein of 72 amino acids.